Messenger RNA from Ipomoea triloba (trilobed morning glory), 1770 nucleotides. Its product is annotated as replication protein A 70 kDa DNA-binding subunit B-like. The transcript has 12 exons. The record is from RefSeq and is a predicted model, not a curated record. The coding region runs from base 197 to 1381 and encodes 394 amino acids. Lineage: Eukaryota; Viridiplantae; Streptophyta; Magnoliopsida; Solanales; Convolvulaceae.
GGUAUAUACUGAGAAUUCCUCCAAUUGCAUGCAUUGUGCACGCCGUGGGUUCUAAUAUUAAUUCUGAAGCUUAUAAGUUGAGGACUUUCUCCACUUGCAUCAAUUGUGUUGGCUGUAGGUUCUAUAUAUACUACUUCAAAAGCUGUUUUAAGACAACUAUUUGGUUUUUUAAAAAAACUUAUAAGGUAUUAUCACAAUGGUGAGAAAAUUGUUGAUAUCAGAUGUAUCCCCUGGGGAAAAAGAUUGGACUUGUAAGGUAUGUGUUGUAAAGAAAUUGGAUGCCCAAGACUCCAAAACUACUCCGGGUAACAAAUACAGACCAAUUAUUCUUCAAGAUGAAGCAGGCUACAAAGUACAGGCGAUGACGUAUGCAAAUGAAAUUGACAUCUUUGAUAAUAAGUUAAGCUUGAAUGCAACAUACAUUAUCACAGAUGCAACUGUAUCAAUUCCUAGAGGGAAUCUUGUGCUUCCGGAUGAAAGAUACAAUUGCCUUUGGACCUUAACUAGAAAAUGUACUGUUAUUGCUGCUCCUGAUGAAGAUAGGCUCCAAGUUAUAGAAGAACCAGAAAUGGAUGAAAUUUCAUUCUCUCAUUUUCACAAGUAUAUUAAUACGAUGAAAAAAAUCAGUGUUAUGGCUAUUGUUAUACACAAGCUUCCAAGAAAGCAUGUUGAUUCAAAAAAUGGGAAAAUUGAUGCUGCAGAUUUUGUGUUGGUUGAUAAGCAGGCAAAACCAGUGAUUUUUACUCUUUGGGGAAAAUAUGCACAAGUAGAAGGAGUUGAGUUAGAGAAACAACUUACAAUAGGGAAUUUCCCUGUUAUUUUGGCAAAAAAUGUUGAGGUUACAAACUACAGUGGACUCUCUUUGUCAACCAGAUUUGGUUCUGUAAUUGAAUUAAAUAUUGCAACACCUACAUCAGAAGAACUUGGUCAAUGGGCAUUAUCAAAUUCUGUCACGUUGCAAUCAUUGAUUUUGACCAACGCAUUCAAUGAUGCAUAUCUAAAGCUUGUUGAUUUGUCAAGUGAGCAAUUUGUCACCAUUGCAGAUGUUAAGAGUUCAAUUAUUGAGGGAAAGAGAUAUUGUAUUUAUGCAAGUAUAAAAAUUCCAAUAAAGGUUAAGAAAUUCUAUUACAUUGCAUGCGAUGGUUGUUGGAAAGGGACUACAAAUAAUUUGGGUGAAGAAUUUGAGUGUUCGUAUUGUGGAAACUCAAUGGCAGUUGCAAAACCACGGUGUAUGAUGAUCAUUGAACUUACCGAAAACAAUGACUUUCUUGAGUCUAUACUCUUUGGAAACAUCGUUGAAGAGCUACCUUCACUUUCUGCCAGCAAAUUGGUUGACAUGGACAAGAAGAAUGAGUCUAUUGAUAUGCAAAACGUUAAUUAGAAGUUGGAUAACAAAACUUUCAAAGUGGAACUCCUUUGCAAAAAGCAAAAUUUUAGGGGAACUGAACAAGUCAGGUACUCAAUUAUAUCUCUGCAGGAGCAGACGAAAAAUGCACAGGCUAAAAGGGUUAAGAGAAAGCUGAUCUAUGAUGACACAGAUGAUAACACUUCAGAUGAGCAUUCGAAACCUUUUGGAGAUUUUGACAAUGAAGUUACUGAUAAAAAAUCUAAAUUGGUCAAGCUUGGAUAAUUCUAUGACCUUACGUCUAUCCAUUUUGAACUUUACCUACAAUGGUCAAAUAUGUAUGAUAUUUUCCAACUUUUCACGCCAUCAAAUGUUGUGCCCUUAAUUUGAUGCUUGGUAAUUCUAAUUUAAAGUCUUUUUCACUA